Messenger RNA from Porites lobata, 531 nucleotides. The record is from the annotation of a GenBank genome assembly. Lineage: Eukaryota; Metazoa; Cnidaria; Anthozoa; Scleractinia; Poritidae.
AUGAGAAAAAACUACCCAAAGGAUGUUUGGAAAGACGAUGUAGCUUUUUAUUUAGAUUGUGUUAAUUUUUGGUAUAAAAGGAACCCAGCAGAUCAAGCCAGUGCGCCUCACGGCCGUAUUUGGCGCAAGAAGUGCAAGGGACUUAUGCAGGGCUGCACUGCAAAGGGAGGCAAAGUGGGAAGCGGUGGAAAAGUUGUGAAAGUAGUUGUGGCUAUUAGUUACGACAAAGGAGCUAUUGUGUGUCAUCAGUAUGAUAAACUAGAGGGCGCGUACUUUGCCGAAUUUGUACAGGAUAAUUUUGAGAACAUGUUUAGAAAAGCGAACAAAAAUGGGUCACGAUUGUUUGUACAGGACAACUGUCCUGUUCAAAAUAUCGCGUCAGCACGCCCCGCGCUACGUGUUAAAAAAGCAAAGCAGUUGAAACUUUCCCCAAGGAGUGGUGAUAUUCAUUGUAUCGAAAAUUUUUUUCAUACAGUUAAAGUAGAGCUGGAUAAGCAAGCUCUUGAGUUAAAUAUUACACGCGAAACUUAC